Messenger RNA from Amorphotheca resinae ATCC 22711, 2208 nucleotides. RefSeq lists its product as hypothetical. Gene Ontology annotation, molecular function: DNA-binding transcription factor activity, RNA polymerase II-specific; RNA polymerase II cis-regulatory region sequence-specific DNA binding; zinc ion binding. NCBI's taxonomy places the organism in Eukaryota, Fungi, Ascomycota, Leotiomycetes, Helotiales, Amorphothecaceae. Gene Ontology annotation, biological process: DNA-templated transcription; positive regulation of transcription from RNA polymerase II promoter by galactose. Gene Ontology annotation, cellular component: nucleus. The transcript has 2 exons. Bases 1 to 2208 code for a protein of 735 amino acids. The record is from RefSeq and is a predicted model, not a curated record.
AUGUUUCUGACGUUCUCGACGCCGGCAGGCAGCAAAGAACGUCGCCCACCCUCAUCGAACAAACGAAAGCUUGCGGCCCGCGCCUGUGAUAGCUGCCGGCUAUUUCGAGUACGCUGUGAAGGACAGCCUCGAUGUUCGCAGUGUACUGAGUUUAAGAGAACCUGUACCUUCUCUGAGGGGGGAAGUCAAAAAAGACGGACUGCGUCCAUCAACAAUCAGGACUCGAGAAGAAAUAGUAUCACUUCACAACCACUCACAUUCUCUUUACCCCCGGAGAAGGAGCCUAUAGCAUCAUCCACUCCGUUUGAAGUUGUUCCGAGUAAAUCGCAAGCUCCGACACCAGCCUCAAACGCGCCAAAUAACCAUGUUCAUCCUCUCGAUUCCGCCAAUGUGUUCGCUUCUAAGAUAGAUGCAUACUUCUCAUCUAUCUCCUCUCUCAUACAUUAUCCGAGCACCGAUGAAAGUCCGCCGGUGUACACAUCAGUAGCCUCUUCUCCUUACGAAGUCCAAAUCGUCACACCAGAAGAAGACCCUCCGUCCGCGUUAGACUUCUCGAAGAGCCAGAUCGACGGCCUAUUAAAUCUUUACUGGACUACUCAGCACCCAUUGAUGCCUAUUUUGGACGAGGAUGAUGUUUUGAGAAGGUACAACAGUAUCUGGGCCCCCGACGGAACACAGCGAUAUGUUUCGCCCAUCAUCGAUGCCAUUACGGCCUUGAGCACUCAAUAUGCAUGUUGUUCUGGAGCAAACGAUAGAUUGCUUGGCCUCAACCUACCUCUUUUGACAAAAGAUGGCAACUACAGUCUCAUUGGCAAUUUGCUAAUCCAGCGCUGUCGGAAACAGAUCGAUCCUUUCGCAUCAGAUGAACACUCGAUCCUCUCAGCAAUCCAAUGCUAUGCCUUACUGUCCGUGUAUCUUCUCAAUGCCGCACAGGGUCGUGUUGCAUACACUAUACUUGGUUCGGCCGUUCGUCUAGCUUACAGCAUUGGGCUCAACAAAGAACCUUCUACAAACAUACCUGAUAGUCAGGUGGAACUUCGACGGCGAAUCUGGUGGUUUCUACUUCAUCUUGACUUCAAGUGUUCGACCAAGUUAGGGCUACCAGUGGCUGUUUCUAUGACGGAGAUCUCCUGUCAAUUUCCGAGUCGAAACGGACCCGAGCCUGAUGAUUUCUGCCGAUGGAGCUACCACGUCUACUCCGUCAAACUAUCCGAUGCGGCUUUGAGAGUCUGGGAAACUUCUCGCACAAGAAAUGCUACAACAACACUGGAGACUGUUCAGCCCGUCGAGUCUCGAGCAAAAGCUCUUAGUAAUGAUCUGUGGCCAAUACUCGACUGGAAGCAGCAGAUUCAACGAAGCGACGAAUUCUUCGGCCUUGAGCUAGACUUCAUCGAUCUCGAAAAUUCAACAAAAAGAUGCAGUAUACGCCGUAAUGUCGAUCUACCUCCGAUGCGAUCAUUGCAGCGUAUUUUGCUCCAACUACAGUACCACGAUGCCCUGAUAGGUCUAUACCGGCAGUUCAUCGUUUUUCCAACCAAGAACUUUACGCUGCAACGUAGUCCCAACGCUGACAAUCUCGCCACCAAUGCUCUCAAACAUGCUCUUACUGUAACAGAUAUCAUCCGAUGCAAUCUUGCCGCCAACGAUAUCCUGUACGGAUGGAGCGAUGUUUACCUGUGGCAGUGGAAUGCCGUCUUGACAGCUCUGGGAUUUAUGCUCGCAUAUCCCACUUGCCACCACUUCAGAUUUGCGCGUGCAAGUGUUGAGGACGCCAUUCGCGUCUUCGAAUUGGUGGCUAAUAAGCAGCCGGCAGCUGAGCGAGCAAAAGCAAUAGCUCGAGACUUGUGUCAGCGUAUCGAUAGCGUAGUCGAAUACUGUCGAUUGCGCCCGACAGAGCACGAGCAGUCACCCGCCAAUGCAAGCACAGUACCUCCUUACUCAGCGCAGGGUUCUAUUGGAGUUAAUUAUGGCUCCGAAGAAGCUCUUCGGGGCAAUGAUCUGGGUGCGUUAGACUCAUCAAGUACAGAUAACAUCGGCGAGCUACAGAAUUCUCAGAAUUCUAUAGAAGCUCAAGCUACUGGGAUUGAUGGCGAUGAUCUCUGGGCGUGGACGAAUGUUAUCAAUCCUAGUGAGUGGUUUGAUUAUCAGACUGAGGUGGUAGAAGGCCUUCUGGCGGAUAGAAGUUAUGUUGGGAUGAGUGCAAAUUAA